This is a messenger RNA of Adineta steineri, 1068 nucleotides long. The record is from the annotation of a GenBank genome assembly. Lineage: Eukaryota; Metazoa; Rotifera; Eurotatoria; Adinetida; Adinetidae.
AUGGUUAAACUACGAAAUUUACUUCAAUUAAUUCCUCGUCGUUAUUCUUAUUAUCUAUAUUUCAUUUGUUUCUUAUGUUCACUGAUCUUUCUGGUUUAUCAUUAUGAUCAUAUAGAAAAAUUAGAAGUAGAAAAAACUAUUAUUGAUAGUAGUAAUGAUUUCGAUUUAUAUGAUGAUGAUGAUAUGUUAUUCAAUUGUCCAUCUGAAAUACAAUUUAAUAUUAAAAAUCGUCAGCAUUUAGCUAUUAUUAUUGCUCCUAAACUUGUUCCAUUUCUAUGGAAAAAUUUUCGUGCAUUACUAUGUACUGGUGUUGACGUAUAUGUUAUGUUCAAUGAAGUUUUUAACAUUAGUUCAUCAUUUCGAGGAGAUAAUUUUCCAGCAUGUAUAAAACGAAGUACACGUUCUUAUACACAUCGUUUUCUAUUUGUUACAAAUGAAAAACUUGAAAAAUAUGGUGUAAGUUAUAUGACAAAAUAUCCAACAAUCAGAUAUACUUCAUUAGACCGUGCAAUUGUUUGGUUAUAUCAUCGUAAAUCUUUGACAACUGUAUGGUUAAUGAAUUAUGGUGUUCAAUGGUAUCAUAUAAAUAAUAUAACAUAUCUGUUCGAUAUUUAUACAUCUGAUACAACUGAUAUUUUAUGUGAAGGUAUUGUUGAAACAAAUUCAACACGCUGGAAACAAUGGCCACAGAAUCAAUCCGAUAUAUUUCCAAAAUCAUAUUGGAUUGGUACAUUUAAUCCACUUGUUCGUUAUUCUCGACGUUUACUUUUUCAUCAUUAUAAAUAUAUGCAAUUAAUACAUAAAAAUCGGCUACAUUAUGAAAUAGAUACAAAUUUUCGUUUUCAUGAAUUUAUUAUGGGUACAAUUGCUAAUAUUGAACAAUUAUCUAUUGCUGUAUUUAAUCAAAAAAUUGAUUUUCUUCAUUUAAGUCUUGGUGAUUAUAAUACAACAUUUAUAUUAUUUUUACUUCGACAAGGAAAACAUAUUAUACAUCCAAUUACAUAUGAUAGUAUAUUAACUAAAUAUUCAAUUAAUCAUAUAGUUAAAUUAAUAAAUAAUAAUAAUUAG